CUCUCUCGCUCGCUCACUCGCUCGCUCACUCCGAUCAAGGUCUGCUGUCACAUCGGGAGGGCUAACAGCAUCAGCUCCCCAGGAUAAACAAUUCCUGGCCAGGAAGACCUCCUAUUUGAAUUUCCAGGGCUCAGCACGGGAUAAAAAAAAAAAACAAGAGGGAAAGGCAACACCCCUGGCCGAAAAGGAAAGAGAGAGAGAGAGAGAGAGAGAGAAACAUAAAAGCGAAUCUUCUCGUAUGAGCAGACGUUAGCCAAAAAACGACGCCUCGGAUCGUAAGCAGAAGAGGAAUUUAGAAGAACGAGACCCCCAGACUGCAGGAGCCAUGGAGUUGACCGACACACUGAUCCAGCAGGAGCGGCUGCAGGCGAUAACGGAGAAGCGGAAGCGACAAACUGAAAUUGAGAACAAGCGAAGACAGUUGGAGGAUGAGAGGAGGCAGCUCCAGUAUCUUAAGUCCAAAGCUUUAAGGGAAAGAUGGCUACUGGACGGAGCCCCCUCCAGCACGUCCGUAGAAGACGAGGCCAUGAAGAAGCAGAUGCAAGAGGACGAGGCCAAAACCAAAAGCCUGGAUGAGACCAUUCAGAGACUGGAGCAGGAACUGGAGGAGCUGGAAAGUGGAGUCUCAGCCACAUCAACAAAGGAGAACCUGUCAGAAGCAGCGAAGGAGGAGACUGGGAAGACUGGGGAUGGCGUCUCAAACACUCCUGUCGGCUCCACUAAAGUGGUCCACGAGGUCCGUGUUGCUGAUGGAACAGUAGAAAAUGGAGUUCACCUCCUCAGUUCCACUGAAGUGGAGGAGCUGAUCCACAAAGCAGAUGAAGUCUCCAUGAGCGAUGUGAUCACCACCAAGGAUGGAGAAACCAUUGUCAAGAACGGCAAGAGCACAUCCCAGACUCCCAAGAAGGAGAUCACCGGCAUCGAGGCCAAACCCACCGGCACCCCCCAGAAGGCUGGUAACGGCAACAACCCCAGCCAGGAGCACCCGGUCACCAUGGUCUUCAUGGGCUAUCAGAAUGUGGAGGAUGAGGCAGAAACCAAGAAGGUGCUGGGCCUGGAGGGCACCAUCAAGGCAGAGCUGGUGGUCAUCGAGGACAGGGAAGGGAAGAUGGCCGCCGAAGACGGCAAGCAGGCGCAGCAGGACCCACCCAACGGCAGCGCGGCAGAGGCGCCGAAGGACGAGGACUGCGUCGAGAAGGGCGAGGCUGAGCAGGCAGCUGGGGAGCUCAACAGCAAGGAGAAGCAGCCAUGCAAGUGCUGCUCGGUGAUGUGAGCCGGGCACGGCCGGGACUCUCUGCAGGACGAACGAGUGACUUUGAAAUUGCAUUCUGUUGUGUAUCUUUUGAGCGACUGUUGUCCCCUCCAAACCCGCCCCAGCGCCCCCCACUUCCUUCUUUUCCUCUUUUUUUUUUUUUGUCUGUACUUUUUUUUCAAUAUCCUCUCGUGAAUCGACGCCAUGCACUCAGAUGGGUGACCACCCGAGUCUCGCCAGGCUCUCAAGCUUUGAUGGGUGGAGUGUUCCACUGAAGGUCCGCUUUCUCUGAAGGUCACUUACGCGCGUGCACACACAGACAGACACACGCACUCUGGCACGAGCCUGAGCCCAUGUGGAUGCAGCGAGCCUGGAGGCGUGGCUAAUGGCUGGCAUACCGGGCACUUGAUUCCACCUUUCUGGAUACUUCCCUUCAGGGCUGCCAUUGUCAAGCAGAUGCCCAUCGAAAUGAGCAUCUUGGGCAUAGCAGGUCCUCUUAAACUCACAUUGGCAGCUUCUCUUCUCUUUUUAUUCAUGCAUGUGGCCAAUGAAAGAUGCAGAACGAUCAAAACACUAGGUGGCAGCUACUGGGGGGCACACAGGCGACACCACAGCAGCUCCCUGGUCAUCCGUAUCACUGUGCGGGAUGAGCUCAGACAGCUCAGAUGUGGGUUAGGGGGCAGUAGAGAGCCACAUAGUCAAGAACUCACAGUGGGCGAGGGGAGUCGAGAAAUACGGGAGCUGUGAUCAGGACGUGCCACCAUCACUCAGUACUGCCCCCUCCUGGGCUGGCCAAGAUCUCGCCCUUCCAGUCUUUCAUUUUAAACUUGUCAAGGGUUAAGAUUUGAACCUUCUCAAACAAUCUUGAACAGCUGGAUGUGGCACCGUACCUGUAAAGAUGAACCUGGGGGUGCCCCCUUUAUUCAUUCAGAUCCGUCAGUGUAUGAAUCGAGUCCACCUCACGGCCAUCUUCAGUCCUCCUCACGUCUCCCAUUCUGUUACUCCACUGGGUGAUUCCUGAAUUAGUCAAACUGGUCUCGAGUCGAGUGGUCAUUGACACCCCCAGCCAAUACACAGACACAUGGAGGUCUGCUAGUGCAGUGGCCAUUAGAGUGACCACUCCUCCUGCAUUUAUGAGGAAUGGCUGGGAUUGGAGGAGAAGGAUCUGAGUGAGCACAACUGACCGUAUGGACAUCACCCUGUCUCUCACCCCAUCCUCUCGCUCUUCUCUCCCACCCUUGCCCUUUCUCGCUUUCUCACCUAUGCCCAACACCCCCCCCCCU
Messenger RNA from Erpetoichthys calabaricus (reedfish), 2535 nucleotides. RefSeq names its product paralemmin 1a (gene palm1a). Lineage: Eukaryota; Metazoa; Chordata; Cladistia; Polypteriformes; Polypteridae. The transcript has 7 exons. Gene Ontology annotation, biological process: regulation of cell shape. The coding region runs from base 326 to 1273 and encodes 315 amino acids. The record is from RefSeq and is a predicted model, not a curated record. Gene Ontology annotation, cellular component: membrane.